CUACAGUAGUGUACUCAAGCAAGCUAGUGCAUUAAUGACAAAUGAGAUCAUAUGAUCAUAUUGAUGAUUCUCUCUCUGCGGCUGUUGCGAAUGGUAAGUAGUAUGAUAAUGAUAUCCACCCUGCUUUCCAUGACAAUUUGUCAAACUUGUGGAACCCAGAACAGCUAGCCUGUCCCUGACAGUCAAAGCAAAAAGUGACAUAAAAAGUAGUGGAGAAAUUUCCGGUCUCUUAAUUGAUUACCUUUUUCAGUGUCUUUGGUGGUAUCAAUUGUCAAAGACACUCCACCUUCUGCUCUGGAUACUUUUCGCCAGUUACCAGCUCCAUCGAUCUUAUUAACUUGGUAAAGGUAAAGCCUAAUUUCACAAACAUAUGAGAGAGAUGCUAGCACUAGCCAUCCUCAAGCCCAUCAUCUUCUCAACAAUUAAUGCAGUGUCACUACUGGUACUGAUCAACUUGCCACCUGCCGUCACACUACUCUCCCCUUGCCGCAACUCCUGCGGCAACAUUGCCAUAAACUACCCCUUCGGGAUGGACGAUGGCUGCGGCGCACCCCAGUUCCGGCACAUGCUCAACUGUAGCAGUACCAAUGACCUGUUCUUCUUAACCCCUUCAGGCAGCUACAAAGUCCAAUCCAUCGACUACAACAAGAAAACGAUGGUUGUGUACGACCCCGCCAUGUCCACCUGCUCCAUUCUGCAACCUCACCACGACUUCAUCAUGACUGACAUUCAGUCUGCCAUUAUACCUCCCACAUCGGACACAGUCUUUGCCCUACUCAACUGCUCCAUCGACUCCCCAGUGCUCAACCAUUACAGCAAUCUCUGCUUCAACUUCUCAGGCCACUCCUGCGAUGAGCUAUACAGUGCCUGCAAUGCUUUUAGAGUCUUCCAUUUCCUAACUAACACCACCCCACCUUGUUGCUUUACCAGCUAUGACACCAUCAAGUUUAUGAGCAUGAACAUCUUGGACUGCACGCAUUAUACCACUGUGCUCAACACCGAUAGUUUGAAAGGAAUCGGACCUUUGGAUUGGGUAUAUGGUAUAAAGCUUUCCUAUACGCUCCCUGAAACUGGAUGUGAGAGAUGUGCACAGUCAGGAGGUACGUGUGGCUUUGACACCGAAACCGAAGGAAUGAGAUGCCUCUGUUCAACUUCAUCAAAUUCUACAAGACAAUGUGGUAGUGUUAUGGCACAAGGACAUGCCCGGAUCUCAGGAAUAUCGUCCCAAAAACUUUUUCUCAUGAUGAUGGGGGCAUUUCUCUACCUCAUUUCUUCUUGAUGUAUUUUUUUUUAUUGAAAUUUCAUCAACUUUUUCCUCAAAAGUUAAGGGGAAGGUUUGUCGAUUAGCUACGAACUGAGAUUGGAGUGAAAAAACUGUUUUUUUGGUUUUUUUUUUUUUUUAAUUAUUAUUUUUCCUUCA
This is a messenger RNA of Ziziphus jujuba (common jujube), 1420 nucleotides long. RefSeq lists its product as uncharacterized. The transcript is spliced from 2 exons. NCBI's taxonomy places the organism in Eukaryota, Viridiplantae, Streptophyta, Magnoliopsida, Rosales, Rhamnaceae. Gene Ontology annotation, molecular function: polysaccharide binding. The record is from RefSeq and is a predicted model, not a curated record. The coding region runs from base 371 to 1279 and encodes 302 amino acids.